GGUGUGCGGCUGACUCCUGGCCGCGAACCGGAAGCGUGGGAGACACCCAGCCAGCAGACGCGGUCACGCCGGUUCCAGCCUCCCCGCAAGCGCCCGGGCGAGUUGUUCGCGGUUGGCUGCGCACGGGCACCGCCGGCCCGGGCUCCCGGGGGGAAGAUUUUGUUGUGGUAUAUUUUGUCAUUAUGAGAUGUCGUCUCUCAGUGCUUCAUUUGUGCAAAUUAAAUUUGAUGACUUGCAGUUCUUUGAAAGCUGUGGCGGAGGGAGUUUUGGGAGUGUUUAUCGAGCCCGAUGGAUAUCACAGGACAAAGAGGUGGCUGUAAAGAAGCUGCUCAAAAUAGAGAAAGAGGCAGAAAUACUCAGUGUGCUCAGUCACAAAAACAUCAUUCAGUUCUAUGGAGCUGUUAUUGAACCUCCUAACUAUGGCAUAGUUACAGAAUAUGCUUCUGUUGGCUCAUUGUAUGAUUACAUUAAUAGCAACAGAAGUGAAGACAUGGAUAUGGAGCAUAUCAUGACCUGGGCAACUGACAUAGCUAAAGGAAUGCACUAUUUGCAUAUGGAGGCUCCAGUCAAAGUAAUUCACAGAGAUCUGAAGUCUAGAAAUGUUGUUAUAGCUGCUGAUGGAGUAUUAAAGAUCUGUGAUUUUGGUGCUUCAAGGUUUCACCACCAUACGACACACAUGUCCUUGGUGGGUACCUUCCCUUGGAUGGCUCCAGAAGUUAUCCAGAGUCUCCCAGUGUCUGAAACAUGUGACACGUAUUCAUACGGCGUGGUUCUCUGGGAGAUGCUAACAAGGGAGGUCCCCUUUAAAGGCUUGGAAGGAUUACAAGUAGCUUGGCUUGUAGUGGAAAAAAACGAGAGAUUAACCAUUCCAAGCAGUUGUCCCAGAAGUUUUGCAGAACUGAUGCAUCAGUGUUGGGAAGCUGAUUCAAAGAAAAGGCCAUCUUUCAAGCAGAUCAUUUCAAUUCUGGAAUCCAUGUCCAAUGACAGCAACCUUCCAGACCAGUGUAACUCAUUCCUGCAUAACAAAGCAGAGUGGAGAUGUGAAAUUGAAGCAACCUUAGAGAGGCUGAAGAAACUGGAGCGUGAUCUGAGCUUUAAAGAGCAGGAGCUAAAGGAACGGGAGAGACGUUUGAAAGUAUGGGAGCAGAAGUUAACAGAACAGUCCAAUACUCCUCCUUUCUUACCUAUUGGUGCAAGAAUGUCUCAGGAGUCUUACUUUGAAACUAAAACAGAGGAAUCAAACAGUGCAGAGAUGUCAUGUCAGAUCACAGCAACAAGUAACGGGGAGGUAGCUGGCAUGAACCAAAGUCUGCAGGCCUUGAUGAUGAAGGGCUUUGGGGGUAUCUUCUCUAUGAACCAAGCAGGAUCUGUCCUGCAUUCUGGAAUGCAGAUAAACAUGCAAGCCAAAAAGAAUUCUUCUAAAACCACCUCUAUGAGAAAGGGGAAGAAAAUCAACAUGGCUGUGGGUGUCAGAGAAUUUGACUGGUCAGAUGAUGAUGAUGAAGAUGAUGAUUUUGAUGAUACAAAUGAUUCUAGUGAAUGAAAUUAGAAAACUAAUUAAGUCUAAAAUUGGUUUCUAGCAAAUAAAAGCAAUAAAGUUUCAGAAAAAUCAUCCUGUCAUUUUGGUCUGUUUUAAAUUUUGUAAAAGAAACAAAAGCAAAAACACUACAUUUUUCUAGGCCAGUCAUAUUUGUAUGUUAAAAAUAUAUCUUGUUGGUUUUUAGAUUGUGUUGACCUAUUUUUGCUUUGCUGAAAUUUGGAACAAAAAUUUCAAAACAAAUUGAGUUUUUUAAAACCCCAAAAAUAUAGCUGCAGCUCACAUUUGUGCUGUAAUAUUUGGUGUCUAAUUACAGAAACUGCUAUGGCUGAAUAUGUUUACGAUCUGACAACAGUGGAGAAAUUUAAACACCUAUUUUACUUAAACGUACAUCCAUUACUUUUCUUUUUGUUUUUGUAGUUUUCUUUACCUGUUUUAUUGUUGAUCAUAUGAACAUAUUUGUGUUUCCAUGUGGGCUUUUCCUAUACAAUCAAUUCUUUCUGACUGCUACAGUGAAGUUGUUUUGUUAAAUUUGUGAUUUCUGAAUCAUUUUCAAGGCAAUAUCCUGUGAUAUCAUAAAUAAAUUACUAAGAAGACCAAGCAGGGUUGAGAAAAAUAAAGCCAUUUCAAGCACACAGUUUAAGAAACAGCAGCUGAAUACAGACAAUCACUGGUAAUAAAUAGUUUGUAUAAAUGUUCUUUUCUCUCUUUCUCUUUAGUUUCUGAAAUUCAGUCUUUAGUAUAGUCACUUACAAUAAAACCUCACCACCUAAUUGCAUCAUGGUAGUCUACAAGCUCACUGGUUUUCUGUUACGUUGGUGUAAAUCCUGGAAAUCUCAUUAACUUUGAUGGAUUUACUCUGGAUUUAUUCCGAUUUAGCUGAGAGCAAAAUUGGUCUUAGGUUAUAUACAGCAAUUUUUUAUUUUGCUGUAAUUAUUAAACCAUUUAUCACUGCCCUUCCCAGAAUAGGGGGGAGAGAGACAUUUGAAAAGUGUUUGAGCCCUCCUACUGUGGCUUAAGCUAAAUUCUCAGUGAUGACGUGAAGAAUAUUCUCUAAAGUUUAAAUAUCCAUUUUUCUGCUGUGAAAUCAUUUAAAAAAUAUUGCCACUGUUGUUAUGAUUCAUCCUAAAAUUGAGUCUAUAAGUAUCUGCUGCAGUAAUUACCCCACAAACACUCUGCCCGGAACAGUGAAUGUAUUUUCCUGAUGAACUCUUUGGUGGUGGCACAGAAAGAGAGAAGGAAACAGAUACAUUCACACCUACAGGUGCAGAAGAAAGGCCCAUUGUAAAACAUUUGUCAAAUAAAGAAGGGCAAAAAUUUUUAAAGAAAAGGGUUACUUUCAUGUUCAGUUGGAUUUGAGGGGAUAAUUAAACUCCUAAGUGCCAUGUGUUGAUGUUGUUUCUCUCUUGAAAAAUGGCGAUUAGUGCUAUUUAAAUACCUUAGAAAGUAGAAUCAUUACAUGAUAGCAGGUCUGAAGUUGGAUCUCCAAGAGUUUGGAACAUUAUAUUCUACUAUUUAUAAAUAAGAGAAAAAGUUCUUGAGAAGUUUUAAAAUUAGCUUUUCUAGGGUGACAAGUGCAAUCUUUGAGAUGCAUUCCUCACUCAGUGCUUUCAACUAUGCUUGAGUUCAACUGGAGCUAAAGAUGCUCAGCGCCUCACAAGAUUGGGCCCUUAACUGUAUGAAAUGUAUAGAAUUUGAGCCAGGUUCCACCUCCUUGCUAGCAGGUUCAAGUCCAUUGUCUUUGUGAUAUCGGGGGCAAUUUUUUCAUGCUAGUAAGAAUUUGUUAAUUUCAACACUGAACAGUGCAAUACGUUCUUAGUGGGAUAAUUUGCUGUAUCUAGUCUAAGUGAAAUUUGCUCCUACAAUAUCAGUGUUAAUAGCAUUUUAGGAGCACUAAACAAAGUGACUGAGGGUGGGGAGAGGGACAGAGAAUAGAAAAGGGGCAACAAAAAUGGUAAUGGCAGCAAACAAGCUACUUCCAAAUGCAGAUUUGUAUUGUUUUUUAAGUCUGCACCUGCUAACAGCUACCGCAGCAACAUUAUUUUUAUAACCACUAUACUACAGGCAGGAAAAAUUGAAGGAUUUGUAUAAUCUAAUACGUGUCUAUGUUAAACUACUGUACCAUAUUUCUAGUGUAGAGUUGCACAGCUGUAACUGAAGUCAAAAUUGAACCCAGUAUGUUCAGAAAUGCAAAAAUAAAACUAUCUCUUCUUAGCACUGAUACUGGUACUUUGCACUUUUAAAUCACCUAAUAAUCUCAAUGCACUUUAUACACAUACGUGUUGAUUUAAUUAGAUGUGCAAAUCCACUUCUUGAUUUAAAUGUUCACCUAAUAAAAUAUUCCAACACUACUAUAUCACAUCACUUUUUUGUUGAGGACAGAUAUUCUCCUGCAUCUCUCAUUAAAGUGAAUAGAAGUUAUUUGAGCAUAAUAAAUGGAAUAAUUUGGCAUUUUGUACAUAGAGAGCUGAGCUGGUAAAAAGAAUUUAAAUUUAAUUUUUCAAUGAAAAAGAAGGAAAACAUUUUCAUUAAUUGUCUCUUUUUUAGCCAACUCUAAUAAAGAUCUAUUGAGAAAUAAAGAAAAAGUAGAAAGGUCCUGGAAUUGUUGUAAAAGAAAGAUCUACUAAGCUCAAGGCUUUUCCCAAACUUUCCUUUUGUGAUUCCUUUAAAGUAUGGUUAUAUUCAAAAUAGUAGCUUGGCUUAAAAAAUGACAUAUUUUUUUUUUAUUUUCCUAUAAUGACUGUCAUGCCAAACGUGUUCAGUUUACAAGUCACAAAUAAAUUGUGCUUGACUGUCCAGCUAUGUUGUUUUUGCCUCAAACGUCCUCACUGUAUUUUAAUUUUGAAAGAUUUUGGUUGACAGUUAUGGAGGCAGAACAAAACCAUUUUGAUCUUUCACCCUUGAUUUUACUCUGCAGUGCUAGUAGGAUUAAACUUGGUUUUUUAAUCUAUCUAGAUGUCCAAACACCAAAGUGUCUACAAUAGUUGCUAAUAAUAGUUAACAGUUAACAUAGCAUGUCACAUGAUCAAAAUAUUAACCAAAAGUUAACUAAUGACUCCUCCCAGGGCCCUAUGAGGCAGAUAAGGUAAAGUGUUGUUAUUCUAUUUCACAACUGGGGAAGCUGAUAUAGAGAAGUUAAAGGCCAAAUCUGAACCUCUAGUUUUUACUCAGUCAUUAUACUUAAACUAACACUGGCUUUAGAGGGGAAUAUUUCCUGACCUGAGGAACUCAGAGUUUAGCCCUUUUACUUACCCAAAGCCACAUAGUGAGCUGGGAUUCGAACUCAGGAUUUCCUGACUCCUAACCCAGUUCUCAUUCUUUCAGACUUGGAAAAGUUGCAGGGAAUAGAUAUGCUGAGUAAGACUAUUUUAAUGUAGUCACUUUUCUAACUGAAAUAAUACUAAUGCUUUAGAAUAACAAUUGCUUUGAGAUCCAGUGCUUAGAUCUGAGGACUUAGUUUCAGGGCUUAUAUAGUUUGUGGAGUGUUUGGGAUAUGCUUGAUCAGCUGGCUGUAUUUGUUAAUUGUAAUACUUGGACUUAGUCUCCUCUAGAUGCUGGGGAUUUUUGAGACAUGAGAUCUGAAGUAGCUCUUCGGCACAUGGUCAUGUUCUUGACUUGUUCAUUUAUCGUUUGCAGUAUUUUGUUAGAUUUUGAUUUCAUUUCAUUAUAGAUCUUAAAGCAGUUAUUCUAAUUAAAUAUUGAUACAUUAAUUAUUUAUAUUGCUAUCAGCAGCAGUAAAUCCACAGCGCACAUAAUAAAGCUAAUAAGUAACUAACAAAGUUACUGUACAUCUUUAGUAAGCUAUUUCCUGUUUUUGCAAUAAGGCAGCUUUUACAGGUUUUUAAUAAGACCUCCAACUUGACAGAGGUUUAAUUACAGGCCAAUAGAGAAUCCAUUCUGUUCUUCCAACUUUCAUGUAGCAAAAUAGGCUCACAGGACAUGCAGUAAUUUUUACAGUCCUUAAAAUGUACCAGUAGAAAUCUGGAGAGGAAUGCAUUUUUCCCCUGACUUCAACGUAGUGCACACUAUGAAGUCUGUAUAGAGGUUUCUGGUGUGUGAAGAUUUAGUUUCAGGACUGUAGCAUCAACAACCUACAUUAAACAUUUUACGUUGUGUGCAAAAUAUUCUGCUGACUUUUAAAGUCAGAUAUAGUCCACUGCAUUUUCUUGCUUUUGCACUCUUUAAAAAGUUUUUGUACUGAAUACUAGGAAAUUAUUCUAUUUAUACUCCAAGUGUGAGCAAAUGAAAUUUGAAUAGAAAAUAUUUUCACAGCAUUAGAAAGCUUCAUCCCUUCCUACUGAAAUACUAUGCUGAGAAAAACCUGUGCCAAAACUAUUGUGGUGUAAACUGACUAGCUAAUUUGUAUGGAACAUGCAAUGUUACACCCUCUUGUGGUAAGACUUUCAGUAGUCGUUUUCUUCACCCCACUUAACAUGUGAUGUCUUGCUUUGUUCACAGUAUGGAUUUGGUUUUCCAGUUUUAAAAAAAAAUGUAAUGUAUUUAAUUUUCUUAGUUGGUGUCAUGAACUUGAUUUUGAUGUGAAGUUUUUUCCUUUGCUUCUCUUUGUUCCAAACUUCUAUUUUGCAAUAAACAUUUUGAC
Molecule: messenger RNA, 6137 nt
Organism: Mauremys reevesii (Reeves's turtle)
Lineage: Eukaryota; Metazoa; Chordata; Testudines; Geoemydidae
Gene: MAP3K20
Product: mitogen-activated protein kinase kinase kinase 20
Exons: 12
Coding region: 188-1543 (451 amino acids)
Biological process (GO): protein phosphorylation
Cellular component (GO): cytoplasm
Molecular function (GO): ATP binding; protein binding; protein kinase activity
Source: RefSeq, a predicted model, not a curated record